This is a messenger RNA of Haplochromis burtoni (Burton's mouthbrooder), 5586 nucleotides long. RefSeq names its product CD8a molecule (gene cd8a). Lineage: Eukaryota; Metazoa; Chordata; Actinopteri; Cichliformes; Cichlidae. Bases 4267 to 4929 code for a protein of 220 amino acids. The record is from RefSeq and is a predicted model, not a curated record. The transcript is spliced from 6 exons.
UAUAUUGUUGGUCAUCAUAUGAAUAAAAUGAUCCAUCUCAACUAUUGUACGGAAGUUCGAUGCUUUUUGGGUGAUCGUGCUCGACUUCCCCCCAUAUGUUUUUCAAUAAAAUCCUGUUUUGAUGCACCUGAAUGGGACUUUGCAGUCGUUUGUCUCUUCCCUCAAAAAAGAACAGGUGACAGAUCUUGGUGCCGAAACCGGUUUGAGGAGGGAGCUUUUGGGUUGGCUGUGAGGUCCGGCGGGUGCGGCCAAACACACACGGACGGGAGCCGACCAGGUCGACUGAGUGACGUGCCAGGCAACAGAUAGAAGGUAAGCACCACCUGUUGAUUCAAAAUAAUGUCCAAAGGUGAUAAAUUGGAAAUUAAGCUAAAUUAAAUGUUCACUCAGUAGAGCUUCUGGUUUGUGUCCGUGGGGAUUUUGGGGUGUUUAUGUUAAGAUGUUAUGUGUUUAAAUUGAUGUGUUAUAUUUGUUGACUGUGACGCCAUCAGGCAAGCUUUAGUUUAGGGUAUUUGGUCAGAUUGAUCAGCAGAACUGGGUUCGGGCAUCACAUUAGAUUGUUUGUUGGGGCUUGGAGCCCACAGUGAUGCUUUUAAGACGUAUAUAAAUUAGUUUAGGACCGGGGUUGGACCCCGAUGAAUGCAGUUUUGUCCAGCGUUUGGCACCGACCAAUAGCCGCGGGCAUUCGGACUCCCGUUAAUAGGCUAGGCCAGGGCCACCUAUGGUCUAGGCGAUCUAAGGGGAUUGCCUUUAUACUGCAUUGUUUGACUGACACAAUUAGGAUAAACUAAAAUUGAAACUGCAGUUUUCUAAUACAGACCAUCUUGAGAUAUCAAUAUUAAGUACAGUUUCAUGCAUGUAAUAAGAGUCAAUACACAGAAAAAUUUAGCUUUAUCCUUUCAUGUCGUCUGUAGAGACACGUAUGUACAGAAAGUGUUGUGCACUAUUCAAAACUCUAUUGAAAAGUGCAACAAACAAACUUAUUCCAAGCUCUUUAGUAAGAAGACACGUACACGUAUUAUUUCCAAUUUGUCACAUUUGUAUAAACUAUUUCAGCUUCCUUAGCAAAAAUCCCAAACAGUAUAUGUAAAUAUAUCACGUCUUCAGAUGGAGAAACAUUUUAUAUGUAAAAUGGCCUGAGUGUAAAUUUAGCCCAUUCAGGACAAAUUUGUGCUGCUUGUAAAAAGCACAUUAACUGCUUGAAAGCAGUUUUACAGCGUAGACCUUUUUGAGAUAUCAGUAUCAAGGAGAUGUAACUUCUUACUUUGCAAUAUUUAGACAGUUUGCUUAGCAAAAGCCAACAAAGUAAAGCAAAAUGAAAGUUGUAACAGGAAGCAUUAUCCACAAAUUAUGAAAAAAAUUCUGACCAAAUCACUUUAACUUUGAAGUCUUUUAGAGCGCUCCAUUUCUACUUACUCCAAUCCUCUUGAUGCUCUUGGUUUCCACUUUACUCCUUUUUCUAUAAUGCUUGAAACCAGACCAGCCAGUUGAGCAGCAGAGCAAUGAUAACUGAGCCAAAGUGAACAAAAAAAUACUAUUCAAAUGUGUUUACUGGUAAUGAAGGUGGCAUUUUCAGAACACAAGAAUAUUCAGCAUUAUUGUGCUGAGUACCUUUUUUUUUCACUGGCUUCCCCUGGUCACCCACCACAUAAUCACACACACACACGCUCAGGUUUCAGGUUGGAGAUCCCCUGUGUGACUAAGAUAGGGAAGCCCAUGCAGGUGUGUUUGUGAGUGACUCAACCCUGAAACAGAGACAUGGAAAGGUGAAGUGGGCUAAUUGUGUGCUUUUUGACUGGGUCUUCCCUUUGAUACAAUGCAUCAACAGAAUCCCCUAUUUGCUGAAAACAAUGCAAGACUGAAACUUGAUUUAAUUUGUAAUAAAUAUAAAAGUGACUUACUGAAAGCAAAAAUAGGGUCAAUGACAAUCUGAAUUUCGAGGAAUUAUUGUAACAGUUGAAAGAAAGACAAAAAAGACAGACAGACAGAAAGAAAGAAAGACGCUAAAUAAGAUUAACAAACCAAACAAAACUGUGUCCUCUUAUUACUCUCACUCCCCCCUCUUUUUCAUUCUUUCUGUCUCCUCCCACCCAUGGAACAGAUCACCCACAAAAGCGCAAAAUGUCAGCACUCAGUGCCCAUUACCAAAUUGCUGCAUUUAUUUUCCAGCACUGAACCGGAAAAAGGGCUUCGAGUUGCGCCAUAGCAGCUGUUGCUCUACUCGGUUUAUCUGAAGGGGGUUUCACUUCCGUACAGCUCUUAGACAACAUUUCACUUGAAAUGACACAAGCUGUAACGCUUUAUGGUUGCUACGUUCUUCUUUCCUUUUGCUAGAGUUGUUAGCUCAAUAUAGCUUUAUAAACUGUGAAUAAAACUGAUAAGAUUUAAACUGAAGCAGGUAGGAACACUCUUUGAAAUGAAUAUUCUAGAAAUUUAAUGAAUUCAAAUUCCUGUCUUUUCCCAUAAUGAAAAUUGUAGUAUCUUUUGUUAGCUCACAAGCGGUUUCCUUUAAAUUUUCAGUCCCCCAAGUUCCCGAAGACCGAAAAAAAGACCUGAUAGCCAUUAUCUUUAAGAAUGACUUCAUGCUGUUGCUCAUGCACAGCAUAACAAAACAAUAAAAACAUUAAAAAAAAGUUACUUUGUUCAUUUUUCACAAGAUUAAACUCAUGCGCUGUACCCUCCAUCCAAUAGAAGAAGUACUUGUAUGAAUAUGUGUGAAUGGAUGAAAGCGGCAAGUUAUAUAAAGCGCUCUGAGUGCUCAAGAAGAGUAGAAAAGCACUACGAACCAGUCCAUUUACCAUUCAGACCAAUGUCACUGAACAUAUUUUCCAUUACUUGUUUCAGCAGGUGUACACCUGUAAUAAAAUGAAUUAUUCAGGUUUGACUAAUACUUCAAAUUAUUUUACAUAAGUUUGUAUCUUUGCUCAGAAGUAUGUCUUGAUGGAUGCUUAAUCAUUCAGGUAAAUAAAUCCCAAAAAGUUGAUUCUGUUCAUCUGGACUGGGCUGUGAGUUGAUCAGAUCCUGACCUCACAGCCCAUUGUUCAUUCAGUAAUUGUGCAAAGGUACUGUUGACGAAACGUUUCUCCCACUUAAAACGCUACGUCCAGAUGAACAGAAUCAGCUUUUUGGGACGCUCAGAAGUAUGUUUUGUGAUUUUGUUCAAGGAUUCAGUGCACAGACAGCAACAUGGCGCUAAGUCAUUUUGCUGCCAUCUAAUGGUGUAAAUAUCGGUCUUGUGGAAGCGUUGUAACACUGCGCAAUCGCAUGCCUAACAUUGGAUCUUAGGGAUGUUUGCCUACACAGUACUUUUAAAUAAUUUGGAACAAUGAAAAUAUUGGAAAUUGUCAUAAAUUAGUCGAGUAUAAAGGUAAAAAUCUUAAAUCUUAAAUAUAACAUUCACAGUGAUUAUAAAUUGAAGAGGACAACAAUCUUUAUCCAGAACUUGAGAAGAUGGGAAAUCACUAAAGUGAUUAUUAGUUUAUAUAAUAAUAGUAUAUUUUAUUUUUUUUUUAAUUAAUUUAUUGACGUUAUAUUUGUGUUAUAUCUUGUGCUUGUUACAGUUUCAAGGCUUUUUGCCCGUAUUUCAGAACAUGGUGAUGUUAAAAACUGGGGUGUAAGAUGUAAGAUAAUGUGAAGUCUUAGAAAAGGCCUCUGAGAGACCCUGAUGCUUGCUGUUUUACUCUUAACUAAACUGUUAUAUGUCUCUAAAUUAGUUUAAUCUGAGAGAUUAAAAUAUAGCAAUGUUUGCAAUCUUUGAAUGUUUAAAUUUCAGCAAUCAUUCACCAAAGGCAGGUCCAAUUCAAAUUACAUAGCAAUGACAAAGUGACUGUUAGGAGUUCAUGAUGAAACUUCAACAAAGAAAAGUUUGGUAUAAUGCACCAUUUAAUUUGUGCAGAAUUGGUGUAGAGUUGCGUGAACUAUGUUCGUUGUGCAUCGUUUUCACUUCCUAUCUCAUCCAUUUUCAGCCUACAUACUGCGCACUGCUGCAUUUGUGUGCCAAUAGUUUGUGGAUGAAGUAGUGGUGUUCAAUGCUUCAAACCAGAGGUAGAGGAGUGAAGUGCAGAUUGGGUGGGUUACAAACAUUGUGCAGACCACGAUCGUGUUGCAGGUCUCUGCAAGACUCUGCUGCAAUGGUCCCAUUUGACAGAGCAGAAAAGAAGGUUACAGCUGGGGCGGGGUUUCAUAUCACGCUGAAUUAUCUCCCAGCAGACUUCAAUAAACACGAAAAGGACGUGUUUAGCUCCUAUUCUCGUCUGCAAGAUUAAAAUGGACCAAAAAUGGCUUCUGAUUCUGGUGAUUGUGGUGUCAUGUCAGAAAUUCACUUCAGGGACUUUCAAAGCAAAGGAAGGGGAUAAGAUUGAUAUCAGCUGUACACCUAAAGACACAACAGGGGCCAGCAUGAUUGUCUGGUUUCGAGUUCUAAGCAAUCACAUGGAAUUCAUUGGGUCUUUCAGCAAAUCUGGCAUAAAAAAGGCCUUAGCAAAAAACUUUGAUGAGCUCUACACUCACGCAAAUGAUCGUCUAUCACUGAAGUCCUUCAAAAAAAACGACGCUGGCCUAUAUGGCUGUGCGUCACUUAUCCAAGGUAAUACACUGGUGUUUGGAGACACAACACAAAUAUCUGCAGAUAAAACUGAAGAUAAAACUGAAGCACCACCAACAUGCACCACCAAACCGAGUGUGCCCAAAAUUGUAACCUGUGAUUGUGAAGACAAGACAGUAGGAGAAGGGGAGUCCAGUUCUGCUUUUAAUUGUAGUCCAAUAAUGCUGGGAGCUCUUUCUGGUGGCUGUGGCCUUUUUCUUCUGCUCCUCAUCAUCACCAUAUUGUACUGCAAUCGGAUAAGGACACGGAGAUGCCCACACCAUCACAAAAGAAGACCUCGAACGGCACCUCCUGCAAAAGAAGUGAUGCCCGGCAGAUAUGUUUAAUCUAAAUGGUGAAAUUUCAGACACUUCUUUUUUUCUUUAACGCUAUUGCUGCAUCUUCUCAUCCUAUUUGCUAAAGUCAGCCUAAAACAUUUUCUUUGUUUGUGAAAAUAUGAGAUGGUUUUAAAGUGGUUGUGUAUUCAGCGCAUAAAUGGAAAGCCUUUUAUUGCCAACAUUGAGUUAUAAUUUUCAUGUGGCUUGAUGGCUAACAACACUGUUUUGUCACAGGUAGAUUGAACCCUUUUAAUGAUAAUUGUGUGGUUUAAAGAGUUUAUUUUGCAAAUCCACAUCAAUUCUUAUGGUUACGGGUACGGCUGAAGAUGAUCCUGAGAAGAAUUCAUUUUGUUUCUGAACUGUGAGCAAUAAUUGUAUAUAAUUCUUUUGAAUUUAAAUAUUUUUUAUUUAAUUUUUUGGGAAGUUUUAAAAGCAAUAACAGUGUGCUUUUGUUUUGCAUUCUGCACACACUAUUUGAAUUGCUGCACUCGCAUUUAGUCAUCAAAACAAUUUAAAGCAGAUUUUUUUUUUGGCUUGUUUAAAAUUACACUUACUCGAAAAGCAUUUGAUUUUAUUCAUUCACAUGUUUUUAAGACUGUAGAGUAAUACUGAAAAGAACAAAUAUGGCACGUUCUUUUGUUUUUGCUUUUAACCGUUGCACAUCCU